CAUCGGCCGAGUGGAACGCCCGCGAAGCCGCUUUGAUUGCGGCGAACAGACUGGACCGUGACAUUGCCAUGCCGUGAGUGUGCUCCCAUCUCCCUCCCAAGUAUACAACCCCGGUUAAAUGGCUCCCCUGUUGUCUCUUACCGAUGGACAUCUUUGACUUCAAUAUCUCGCCGUUGUCCACGGUCGGGAAGCUGGAUAUGGGCCGUUGUGCAUUCGAGUCGGGGAGGACAGAAGGGCAGAUGCGGCUGGAGGAUGCGGGGACGAAGAGCGAGAUCAGGUUUGGCGAUGGAUUGAUGUAUAAGCAAGGGUGAAACAUGGAGUGGGUGGUUGUUUGUAUUGGAAGUUGGAAAGUCGCCGAUUGCCGGCUUGCAUCAUGGAUAUCCGAACUCGCCGUGAUGGUUUUAUCUAGGACGUACCCU
Molecule: messenger RNA, 419 nt
Organism: Thermothelomyces thermophilus ATCC 42464
Lineage: Eukaryota; Fungi; Ascomycota; Sordariomycetes; Sordariales; Chaetomiaceae
Exons: 1
Coding region: 144-311 (55 amino acids)
Source: RefSeq, a predicted model, not a curated record